AUGUUGGUGUUGUGCAUGGAGAGAUUGUGCCAUCUCAUUGACAUGGCCGUCGUAGAAAAGAAGUGGAAACCAAUCCGGUUGUCAAGAAGAGGGCCUCACCUAUCACACGUCUGUUUUGCGGACGACUUGAUCCUCUUCGCCGAAGCCUCUAUUGCACAAAUACGAGUUAUCAGACGUAUCCUUGAACAGUUCGGUGUUGCUUCAGGCCAGGUAAGUCUGGAAAAAUCUAAGAUCUACUUCUCAGAGAAUGUGAAUAGAGAGAUGGGAAAACUGAUUAGUGAUGAAAGUGGAACUGGAGCGAUUAGAGAUUUGGGGAAGUAUCUCGGGAUGCCGGUGCUUCAGAAAAGAAUUAAUAACAACACCUCUGGAAAAGUGUUAAAGAAGGUAUCGUCGAGACUAGCUGGCUGGAAAGGUCAGAUGCGGAGCUUAGCUGGUCGCAUCACUCUUACAAAGGCGGUGUUAUCAUCUAUUACAGUGCACACUAUGAGCUCCAUAAUGCUCCCACAGUCUACCUUAGCUCGGCUAGAUAAAACUUUGAGAUCAUUCCUGUGGGGAGACUCUAUCGAUCGAAGAAGACAGCACCUGGUGUCUUGGAACAGAGUAUGUCAUCCCAAGAGAGAAGGAGGGCUGGGAAUUCAGAAAUCCAAAGAUAUGAAUAAGUUUUCUAAGUUAAGCUGGCGGCUCUUACACGAUGAUAAGUCGCUCUGGGUGCAAACUCUUUGGAGCAAGUAUAAGGUGGGAGACAUUCGGGAUGCGGCGUGGCUGAAGAAGGUUGGCAACUGGUCCUCUACGUGGCGAAGCAUAUUGCAGGGCAUGCAUGAAGUAGUGAUCUCUGGGUUCAGUUGUGUGAUAGGAGAUGGGAAUAAUAUUAGAUUUUGGAGAGAUAGAUGGCUGUCACAAACUCCGCUACUGGAGGAAGUGACAAUGGAUGUGCCUAUGGAGAUGAAAGCGAGUGAGAUGUGGCAGAGAGGAGAGGGAUUGAUCUCGCACCAGAUUGCUCAAUAUAUUACAGAACAGACGCAUCUUCAAUUAGCAGUAGUCUUACUUGAUGACAUUACGGGCGCGAGAGAUCGACUGUCAUGGGGUCAUAAUCAAAACGGAGCGUUCUUGGGUACACCAGCCUACUUGGGAUAG
Molecule: messenger RNA, 1134 nt
Organism: Microthlaspi erraticum
Lineage: Eukaryota; Viridiplantae; Streptophyta; Magnoliopsida; Brassicales; Brassicaceae
Source: the annotation of a GenBank genome assembly